AUGGCAGAUCCAAUCUUUUCAAAAUUGUCAGAAGAGCUGGUGACGCAUAUCCUUUCAAGGCUGCCUCCCAAAUCUCUCAUGCGAUUCAAAUGCAUCCGCAAGUCGUGGUCUCUUUUGAUCACUACCCCACAGUUUGUAGAAAUGCACCUCUCCAACUUCAGUUCCACUCGACACCAAAUCUCCACCACCAUCCUUUUCAAGCAUUUUAUCCUCACAGACGUCAACACAGACCAAAAGGAACUCCUUUUCUCGAUGUUUAAUCUCCGCACUGAUGAUGUUGACAAUGAUGAUGAUAUGGACGGUGGCGAUGAUCACCUCCGUCCCGUUUUCGAGGACCUCGAAGUUUCUUGUUUUCGAGGUGUAGACACAGGGGGAGAGUUUUAUAGGGUUGGCGUGGACAUUUCAAGCCAUUGUGAUGGGAUCGUUUGUCUGACUGAUUUCCACAAAAAGGUGGCCUUAUGCAACCCGGCCAUCAGAGAAUUCAAGCUUCUUCCUGAAUCAGAAGUUCUUCUUUCUUCCCCGGAAGAAGUGGCCAUACUUGGGGUAGGGUUGGGGCGUGAUCUCAAGCAUUCUAAGAAUUAUAAAGUCGUCCGGCUUGUGACUUAUGGAGACAAAAAGGUCGACGACGAUCGUUUCGUUGUUCAUCCUCCGAGAGCAGAAGUGUUCACCCUGCAGGGUUCAGAUUCGUGGAAAGAGAUCGAAAUCGGGAACAUAGUGACGAAAACCGGAUUCUUUUUGCCUCAGCAUGCUGUGUCUGUGUACUGCAAGGGUGUUGUUUAUUGGCCUGCAACAGAUAAGGACAGGGAGUACGUCGUCAGCUAUAAUUAUACAGACGAUGAGUAUGAUUACUGCGAGGAAAACGAGGGCGAAGACGACGAAGACAACCCUGAAAACAACGAGCGGCUGGCGAGGGAGGAGGAGGAGAGGAAGGAAAGGGACAUGAAAGCAGGAAUUCUUUCGUUCGACUUUGGUGAAGAGGUGUUUGAUAUUAUACCGUAUCCUCCCGAUGUAGGGUAUUAUGAGAGCAAGAUUUUUGGGGUGUGGAAGGAAAGCGUUGCUAUAUUUAUUUAUGCGUCAAUGCCAGAUUGCUUUGACAUAUGGGUGAUGGAUGAGAGUAAGGAGAAGGGUUCCUGGACAAAAUACUUAACCUUUGAGCUGGAAAAGCCAUUGUUCCCGUUGGCGUUGUGGAAGAGCGAGGAAGUUAUUAUGGUGGCCAGGGAUGAUGUUGUGCUAAUUUUCUACAACCUUGAAACCAGAAAGUUUAAGUAUCUUCCUCUUAAUGGUGUGUUUUUUGAUCGAACUCAAGCUGUUGUUUGUGCCAGCACUUUGGUUUCGAUCCGGGGAGACAAACAAACUCAGUAG
This is a messenger RNA of Prunus armeniaca (apricot), 1362 nucleotides long. Lineage: Eukaryota; Viridiplantae; Streptophyta; Magnoliopsida; Rosales; Rosaceae. The record is from the annotation of a GenBank genome assembly.